AUGUCGACCGCAACAACUUCACAACCACCUCAACCACCGAAGCAAACCGCUUACACACAAGACGUCAACCCGGUCUCACAGACUCCAGCGGAACAGCGCCCUGGUUCUGGCACCCAGGCACAGCCAGUAUAUGCCUCUUCUUCCUCCAGCAGUAGUCGUCAGUACGGCGAUGCGCCGCCCGCUAUUCACCGUACGGCAGACUCGCUGCCUUCUUCGGACGACAAGGUAGCCCAGCUGCAAAAGCAGCGUGAGCGCGAGCGAAAAGAGUCACUAUCGGGUGCGGAGGUAGACACGGAAUAUGGCGUCGAACAACAACCUGCUGAAGGUCGGAUCGCGGCUGCAGUUGAAGGGAAGCAAGAGCGUGCGCGGGAACAGGCGGGAGCGCAUUCUGGUCCUGUGGGAAGCGCUGGAGGGCCUGGCGCGCCAGGAUUCGGCGAGGAGGGAGAUUUCGCAAAGAAUCUGGACAAGAAGAGGGAAAAUCAUGAUCGAAUUUUGGGUCAGAAGGCCGGAAAGAGCCCCCCUCCUCCCGAUGAGGUAGAAGGUCAGGAGGCCGCCGAGGGAACUGUGCAAGAAAGGGAGAGAUUGAGGCAGAGAAAGCUGAAGGAGGACGAAGAGCUGGAUGUAAAGGGCGCAGUAAAGCAGGGGACCCACGAUGCCGUCGUUGGACGGUAA
Paecilomyces variotii is the source of this 672-nucleotide messenger RNA. RefSeq lists its product as hypothetical. Lineage: Eukaryota; Fungi; Ascomycota; Eurotiomycetes; Eurotiales; Thermoascaceae. The coding region runs from base 1 to 672 and encodes 223 amino acids. The transcript has a single exon. The record is from RefSeq and is a predicted model, not a curated record.